This is a messenger RNA of Syngnathus acus (greater pipefish), 3257 nucleotides long. Its product is annotated as SEC23 interacting protein. Bases 68 to 2950 code for a protein of 960 amino acids. Gene Ontology annotation, molecular function: protein binding; metal ion binding. Gene Ontology annotation, cellular component: COPII-coated ER to Golgi transport vesicle. NCBI's taxonomy places the organism in Eukaryota, Metazoa, Chordata, Actinopteri, Syngnathiformes, Syngnathidae. The transcript has 19 exons. The record is from RefSeq and is a predicted model, not a curated record.
UCCCAGUUGUCGGGAACGCAUCAUGCGCAUACUACCCCGGUAGUGGCUACGUGUAAUUGAGAGCAAAAUGGCAGAUAGAAAAAACAAUAACGUUCCUAACCCCGGCGCAAAUUUGUUAUUUAGUGGGGCUCCGGAGUUUAACUUUAAUUUGCCUUUUAUACCAGUGAGUCAAGCCUCCGAUCCGGCGGUGCUGUCAGGAGAGGAUUCUACUGAAGUUGGCGAGGAAGACAGCUUUUUGGGACAGACUUCUGGAAACGCACAAGCUCCUUCCACCUUCAGCUACUUCUCUAACCCAGUAACCAGCAGUGACCCGUUUGCUUCUAUUGGCCAAACAUCAUGCCCGCCACCAUCAUCGUCCGCAGUAGCAACAGCACCCAUGUGUGCCGUCCCGGCGUCUGUUCCUAACAGUGUUAACAUGGCCCCGCUGAUGCCUCCAAAUUCACAGUUGAACACGACUCCUCCUGUUUUCGCCAAUACGGUAUUUCAAAGCCCGAUGGGCCGCCACACUCCUCCCCCCGGUACAAUGACCCCACCACCUCCACAGAUGCAACCACAGAGUCAUAAUCCAUAUAGACACACGGCCACCAGCAGCAAAGCUAGUCCCUAUAUUCCAGCUCCAGAAGUCCUGCCGCCAAGCCACACACCCCACGCAUCACCCUACAAUCCCUACUCGGUCACCUCAGGGUCACAAUCAUUCCCGCUGUCGGGACCCGCAAUCACAAAGCCUCCUCCCACUCACAUGCAGGCAUCACCACCACCACCUCUCCCAGCCAAUCCUACUGGUGCACUGGUGCCUGCUGGGCCCAUGAUGCAGUACAACUAUAAUGUAUAUGAGCCCAUUCAGCCACACUGGUUCUACUGCAAGCUAGUGGAAUCCAAAAGUGUAUGGCUUCCUUUCAGUAUCAUUGACUCCCUCCAGCUUGAGGAGACGUAUAACUCUGUUCAGCCAGACCCAGAAAACGUGAUCGUACGCACCGACGGAGGUCGGUUUGAUGUGCACCUCUACGACCGCACGCGAUCAGCUGUUUACUGGGAGGAGGAGGAUUCGGAGGUUCGCCGCUGCACUUGGUUUUACAAAGGCGACACGGAUAGUCGCUUCACCCCUUACUCUGAGGAGUUCAGCGACAAACUCGAGGCCGAAUAUAAGAAGGCCGUAUCCACCAACCAGUGGCACCGCAAACUGGAGUUCCCAUCUGGUGAAACCAUUGUCAUGCAUAAUCCAAAGGUGAUAGUGCAGUUCCAGUCCUCCUCCAUGCCCGAUGAGUGGAGCACAAACCCGGAAGGACAGAGUCGGCCCAGAGUGGUUAAGAGAGGGAUUGACGAUGAUCAUGAUCAAGUCCCCGAUGGUGAGCUUGCCAAAGCGGACCAUCUUGUGUUCAUGGUUCAUGGAAUUGGUCCCGUGUGUGACCUGAGGUUUCGAAGCAUGGUUGAGUGUGUGGACGAUUUCCGCAGCGUGUCGCUGAAGCUGCUGCAGAGUCAUUUUAAGAAACCUUUGGAUGAUCACGACAUCAGUCGGGUGGAGUUCUUGCCUGUCCAUUGGCACACAGCUCUACAUGGAGAUGCCACAGGGGUGGACAGGAGAAUCAAGAAAAUCACAUUGCCCAGCACUGGGAGAUUACGUCACUUUACAAAUGAGACCUUGUUAGAUGUGCUGUUCUACAACAGUCCUACAUACUGCCAGACCAUCAUGGACACAGUUGCCUUUGAGAUUAAUCGACUUCAUGCACUGUUCAUGGAGAGAAACCCUGAUUACAAAGGAGCAAUAUCCGUUGCUGGCCACAGCUUGGGGUCCCUUAUUCUCUUUGACUUGCUGUCGAAUCAAAAGACUGACAUGACCCCUCCUGCAGUACCCGCCGUUAACGGAGAAGCCAAGCAGGUGGCAGCCCCAGUUCCACAGCCUGUGGAGGAAGAGCUCAAAGAAGAGGAGUUAGAGGACCUUUCCGCUGUGCUGGAACAUCUCGGCCUGUCAGAGUACAAGAACACCUUUGACGAGGAAAAAAUUGAUAUUGAAUCUUUUCUCAUGUGUACAAUCGAAGACUUGAAGGAGAUGGGAAUUCCGCUCGGCCCUCGGAAGAAAAUUGCUAGAUUUGUCAAAGAAAGAGUGACAAAACAGGAGAAGAAAGCUGAGGUUCAAGCGGUCAGUCAAGUUGUUGAGCCUGUACAAGCUGCUGAGACAAGUCCUGAGAAGAAUCUGCCUGCGGGCGUCUCUUCAAUCCACGUGGACUACAACUACUUUGAAGUUGGCACUGGCCAGGUGUCUGUGGUCUACCACAAUCUCGACUUCAGCCCAGCAAAUUUCUUUGCUCUGGGUUCUCCAAUCGGCAUGUUCUUGACUGUCAGAGGCUUGGAGAAGAUUGAAGAGAACUAUCAGCUGCCAACCUGCAAAGGAUUCUUCAAUAUUUAUCAUCCGUUGGACCCAGUGGCAUAUAGGAUUGAGCCCAUGAUAAUACCAGACUUGGAAUUGAAACCUUUUUUGAUACCUCAUCACAAAGGAAGGAAAAGGCUGCAUCUCGAGCUGAAGGAGAGUCUCUCCAGAAUGGGCUCGGACCUGAAGCAUGGUUUUAUCAGUUCGUUGAAGAGCGCGUGGCAGACACUCAACGAAUUUGCUCGCGCCCACACCUCGUCUGCUCAACUUCAGGCAGAGUUGGCUAUGGUGGCCAAUCAGAUUGAAGAGCAGGAGAAAAGAGCACAAGAUUUUUCAGAGCAAAAAAACCCAGAGAUCCCCGAACCACAAAAAGAAGAGGAGGUUCAGGUCAGAAUCGGGAUGCUGAAUGGAGGCAAUCGGAUCGACUUUGUCCUGCAGGAGAAGCCCAUUGAGAGUUUUAAUGAGUACCUGUUCGCCCUCCAGAGUCAUCUUUGCUAUUGGCAAUCUGAAGACACGGCUCUGCUCAUCCUCAAGGAGAUCUACAAAAGCAUGGGGGUCCAACCAGAACACACGGUGUUUGGCUGAGCGGAAGACAAUAUCUAUUAACUAAAUGAAACAACUACAUAAAGUUGCAGUAACAUUCAUGAAGAUCACACAUCAUUGUGAGAGUAAAAUGACUACCCACCUGCCCCUUCUUGGUUGACUUCAUGUCUCUGUCAUCUGACUAGUCUGGAAUAAAAUUAAAGGAGUCUGCAAGAGUUAAAACAUCACAACAUAGUUUAAAAAAAUAAUAAUUCACAUGGAUUAAAGACAUAUUGUAAAGUAUUUACAUGAAUGUACCAUUACUGGGAAUAAAUAGCGGCAAUAAACCAGCCGCACAGGGCAAAAACAA